Molecule: messenger RNA, 2367 nt
Organism: Emericellopsis cladophorae
Lineage: Eukaryota; Fungi; Ascomycota; Sordariomycetes; Hypocreales; Bionectriaceae
Exons: 3
Coding region: 1-2367 (788 amino acids)
Biological process (GO): maturation of SSU-rRNA from tricistronic rRNA transcript (SSU-rRNA, 5.8S rRNA, LSU-rRNA); endonucleolytic cleavage of tricistronic rRNA transcript (SSU-rRNA, 5.8S rRNA, LSU-rRNA); ribosome biogenesis
Cellular component (GO): nucleus; preribosome, small subunit precursor
Molecular function (GO): GTP binding; GTPase activity; U3 snoRNA binding
Source: RefSeq, a predicted model, not a curated record
AUGCCAGCCACCGUCUCCCACUCUCACCGACCGACGACCAAGGUGGACCACAAGCCGUUCAAGUCGAAGGCGGCGUCCAAACACGAGUUGCGAGACCGCGCUAAAGGCCGGGUUCCCAACGAGAAAGGCUCUCGCAAAACACCCCACCAGCAAGUUAUGAACAAGUUCGACCGCCGAAAUCAGGCCAAGCAGGCCCGCAUUUCUAAGCAUAAGGAGCACUUGAAGGAGACUUCGGUAUUCUCUGGGAAGGACGGAGCGCCGAGAAAUGUGGCUGUCCUGCCUCUCUGUCCCGGCGGCGAUGCCAAUUUUGCGAUUCAGCAACUGAACCAGAGCCUUGACGUCGAUUCCAACUCCGAGGACGUUGCGCACCGCGUCACGGUCGAUCGUUUUAAGCAAAAAUUACAAUACAUUCCCCUUCAACGGGACUUGAGCGCUUGCCUCGAUGCUGCCAAGGUGGCCGACUUUGUUGUCGUCGUUGUCUCAGGCACGGUCGAAGUGGAUGAACUGGGCGAGUUGAUCCUGCGCAGCGUGGAGAGCCAGGGCAUGUCCAACCUUUUCACUGUCGUUCAGGACGUGGACAAGAUUGAGCCUGCAAAGCAACGCCAAAGUGUUCUGGCUUCUCUGAAGUCUUUCAUUUCACAUUUCCACCCGGAUCAGGAGAAGCUCUAUAACCUUGAUAAUCGCCAGGAGUGUUCGAACCUCAUGCGAUCGCUGUGUAGCACCACACCCAAGGGUAUCAACUGGAGAGACGAGAGGAGCUGGAUGCUCGCGGACUCUGUGCAAUUCGGAAGGGGCGUUGACGAAUCCACCAUCGUGACUGGCUUCGUCAGGGGCCGAGGGCUGAAGGCCGAUCGACUCAUCCAGGUUGGCGACUGGGGCGCGUACCAAAUAGAGAAGAUCGUUGCUGCACCUUUACCGAAGCAAAUCAAGAGGAAAGGUCAGGAGGUCAAGAUGGACGAGCCAGGCGAGGAAUUGCUCGAGGAACCUUCUGCAGAUCAGGAUGAUUUGAAUGAGCUGGCUCCCGACGAUGUGGUCAUGGACGCUGAUGACGAUGGCAUGUCAGUUGCCACCAUGGCCAAGAAGGGUGUCCUGCUAGACGAUCACCAUUAUUUCUCCGAGAACGAAGAGGAAGAAGGUGGUGUAUCGACCAGGAAACUACCCAGGGGUACAUCGCGUUACCAAUCAGCGUGGUAUCUAGACGACGUCUCUGAUUCCGGGUCCGAUCUGGAGGAUAUGGAUAUGGACGACGAGGCAGAAGAGGAUGAAAGCGCGCCGGAAGAUGGCAUUGAAGGCUUUGCUGAGCCUGAGCCCACAGAAGGAGGUCCUUCAGAAUACCCGCAGUCGGAAAUGAUGGAUGUUCCCGACGAAGAUGAGGAUGCAAAACAGUUGCAAAGGUAUCGGGCGAGCAAACGUGACGAGGCGGAGGACGACAGGGAGUUCCCCGACGAGGUUGAGCUGCCGCCCAAUGUGCUUGCGCGGGAGAGACUCGCUCGGUACCGUGGACUGAAGAGUCUGCGAACAAGCGAAUGGGAGGAGAGUGAGGACCGCGCACACGAGCCCGAAGACUGGCGACGGCUGCUUCAGGUCCCCGACUACGGGGCUUCUCGCUCUCGUGCCACUCGCGAGGCACUCGUGGGUGGUGUGGCUCCCGGCACACGAGUCCAAGUCUACAUCAAGGGCAUCAGUCCUAAAGUCGAGAAGGCGCAUGACCCCAGUUCCCCAGUCACCCUCAUCUCCCUCCUCAGACACGAGAACAAGAAGACGGUGGUCAACUACCUCUUCAACCUGAGUUCCGACCACACGUCUUCCAUCAAGGCCAAGGAGGAACUGAUCGUUCAGUGCGGGCCACGUAGGAUGGUCGUCAAUCCUGUCUUCUCCCAUGGUGGCAAUACCCCCAACGAUGUUCACAAGUACUGCCGCUUCCUGCACCCUGGAGGCUCUUGUGUUGCUUCAUUCAUGGGGCCAAUCACUUGGGGAGCCGUCCCGGUCCUCUUCUUCAAGCGCACUUCCCAAAGUCCCGAGCAAGGGCUCGACAGCGGGCUAUCAUUGAUUGGCACAGGGACGUCGUUGCCCCCUUCGACAUCCAGAGUCAUUGCCAAGCGGGUGAUUCUGACGGGUCACCCCUACCACAUCCACAAGAAUGUUGUCACCAUCCGGUACAUGUUCUUCAAUCGCGAGGAUGUCGAGUGGUUCAAGGCACUCCCCUUGUGGACGAAGAGAGGACGAAGUGGGUUCUUCAAGGAGCCUCUGGGUACUCAUGGUUACUUCAAGGCGACGUUUGAUGGGCGGAUCAACCCUCAAGACUCUGUCGGCAUCAGCCUGUAUAAGAGGCUAGUGCACGAUGGAGACAUGGAGAUGGAUGGGUAA